Molecule: messenger RNA, 925 nt
Organism: Tachysurus fulvidraco (yellow catfish)
Lineage: Eukaryota; Metazoa; Chordata; Actinopteri; Siluriformes; Bagridae
Product: EMI domain-containing protein 1-like
Exons: 3
Coding region: 398-910 (170 amino acids)
Molecular function (GO): protein binding
Source: RefSeq, a predicted model, not a curated record
CACACACACACACACACCGAGAGGACGCUAUAAAGCUGCUCUUGACAAAAGUGCUGAAGAUGUGAGGAGGACCGGAGGAACCGGAGGAACUUUCUCACGUUUAACGCUUCUGUUCCACUGGAUUUCGGGACAAAUUCGCUGAUACAUUUUUCAUUUCUCUCUUUAUUGCACAGUUUAGUUCAGUUUUUUUUAUUUUUUUCGCGCAACUCUUAAUAAAUACAUUUCUUUUAAAGAAGAAACGUCUUUCCUCCUGACCAGCCUGCACUCAACAUUAUCGCGAUUUUAGUUUAGUUUCGGUUGUGUGUGUGUGUGUGUGUGUGUGUGUGUGUGUGUGUGUGUGUGUGUGUGUGUGUGUGUGUGUGUGUGUGUGUGUGUGUGUGUGUUUGACGUCGCCGUGAUGAGCGCGUGUCCCUCACGCUCGGUGUCCGCGCUUCACCGGUGUGGUUCCCGUAACACACUCCUGCUGCUGGUGUGUUUGGUGUGCGGGAUAACGGGGACCUGGGGACCGGGACUGUACAGCUACCAAACCGGGACCUCACUCAACAGAGACCCGAGCAAAAGGAACUGGUGUCCUCAGACCGUGACCAAGACGGUGACGUGUCAGGUGCAGAAUGGGACGACUUUACAGCGGGUUUAUCAAACCUGCAGGUGGCCACAGGGAUGCUCCAGUGGCAGUUACCGUACAGUGGUCCGGCCCUCCUUUAAAGUGGUGUAUCGCACUAUCACAGCUUUGGAGUGGAAGUGUUGCCCUGGGUUCAGUGGAGCACACUGUGAUGAAGGUAAGACUGACCUGAGAUCAGCUGCUAGUGUACACACACUAACACACAAGAGAGUGUGUGUGUUUAUUGUAGGGGGAGGGGGAGGUGAGAGGGUGUGUAACAGAGCAGCGUGUAUGAGUGUGUAUCUCUGAUAUGUACAUAGGCCA